Zasmidium cellare ATCC 36951 is the source of this 1188-nucleotide messenger RNA. RefSeq lists its product as uncharacterized. The transcript has 3 exons. Gene Ontology annotation, molecular function: transmembrane transporter activity. Gene Ontology annotation, biological process: transmembrane transport. Gene Ontology annotation, cellular component: fungal-type vacuole membrane. The record is from RefSeq and is a predicted model, not a curated record. Bases 1 to 1188 code for a protein of 395 amino acids. NCBI's taxonomy places the organism in Eukaryota, Fungi, Ascomycota, Dothideomycetes, Mycosphaerellales, Mycosphaerellaceae.
AUGGACGCGGAGAUUGAGCUGUCGCCCACGACGAGCCAGACUGACGAAAAACGAGCAUCAGCGAAACUGGCGAGGAAACAUGCCUACUUCGCCUUGCUGGGUUGCUCGAUUCUGCAGCUUCCUAUUUGGGGUAUCGCAAUGACCUUUGGCAUCUUCCAAUCUGCGUACAUCCGCGAUGGGCUUAUCACCUCCUCCAGCGGCUCCUCUGGUGUUAUCGGAACCACCCUCAACGGCGUCAUGUACCUUUCCAUGCCCAUUCUCUUCACGGCGCUCGACCGUGGCACCUGGGCGAAAUACCGGCGCAGCGUAGCCAUCACUGGGGUCCUCAUCUCCAGCCUAGCGUUCUUGCUCAGCUCGUUUAGUCACCAGCUCUGGCAUCUCGUCCUCACGCAGGGCGUUCUCGCGGCAUUGGGGAGCACGAUGCUAUAUUCUCCCACAACGCUGUAUCUGGAUGAGCAUUUCCACGGCGGCAAAGCGACGGCCUACGGCGCUACGUUGAGCAGCAAGAAUAUCGUCGGGACGUGCUGUCCGCUCAUGUUCACCGCGCUGCUGGACCACGUGGGGAGUCGUUGGACGCUGAGGAUAUGGGCGCUCAUGCUCCUCGUCACGGGGAUCUUUGGAAUUGCUGUCAUCCCCACCAAGGCUUCUCUCGCAAGGAGGUCGCCCGCGAAGGUCCCCUGGAGCUUCCUCCGGCACAAGACGUUUUAUGUCUAUUGCAUCGCGAAUGCGGUUUUCAGCAGUGGCUAUGGGAUUCCGCAGACGUAUCUGCCGGGGUAUGCGAGGGAUGUAUUGCACCAGUCGACGUUUUCGGGGUCGAUUACGAUUACGCUGUUCAAUGCACCGGGGAUUCUUUCCUGCGUGGGGUUUGGCUUUAUGAGUGAUCGCAGGAAGUGGUCACCUAUCGCGACUUUUCUAUCAGCUUUCGGAACUAGUGUGUGUGCGCUCUUCCUCUGGGGUCUUGCGUCGAACCGGAUUCCUGGGUUGUUGAUCGCGUUCUCCUUGGGCUGUGGCUUCUUCGCUGGAGGAUACUCGUCUACGUGGGGCGGCUGGGUGAAGGACCUCGAGCGCGAGGCCAUAGAGGCGAAUGAGGCCAUCAACACAGGCAUGCUGUACGGGCUCCUCAACGGCGCGAGAGGUGUUGGGUACGCGCUGAGCGGUGGGGUUUCGGGACCAAGUAUGGAGCUUUGA